AUUCUCCAUAUACUAGUUAAAUAUAACAAGUUUGUGUCGCAAUUUAUUACUCGUCGCUUACCGUAACCGCGCGCACAUACGUAUACAUGAUACGCUCGAAGUGUAUAUAAAAGUAGAAAAAAAUUCUAUACAUGUAUGACGUCGAAUAUUUUCAAACUUGGAUCUUCGAUCGAUCGUCGAUCGAUCGUCGAUCGAUCGUCGAAACUUUUGUAAUGGUUUUUGCUCCAUGUAUUCUUUCUAUUCUCCAUGUAUUCUUUGUCCGCUUGUGUAUAGUUUUCCAUCCUAUCUUAUCAUGUAUUACAUUUGUAAUUUUGAUUGACAACAAUAGUAUUGAUUCUUACCUGUUUUUAUACAUGCCUCGAUAAUAAUUCAAUAGAAAUAAUAACGUAUUAGCGACUGUAAACACAUUUCCCGUUGAGAGUAGCGACAUUUAAGUACGACCUAGGAAGGACCUUUAACGAUAAUAUUAAAGAGUAUGAAACCAGUUCUUAUUCCCCGUCUUCGAGUACGAGAAAGUUGUUCCACUCGAGUGGCUCAAGCGUACGAAUCGUCGAUAUAGUUGUAGACGAAAUAAAUUUUCUAACUGGGAACAAUGUCGCAGAAUGAUACGAGCGAAGAUGAGACUGGUUUACGGACUCCGAUGUUCCUGAGGAAAGGAUCUAGAUGUAGUCGCGGUACACCAGGCACACCAUCUUCUAUUUCAAGCUCUGUUAUAUUCGGUCCAAUUCCCGACGAAGUUCUACGCGUUUGGAGUCAAUUACCCGAAGCGAUUCGUUUAGAUCCUAGCUUAGCGAUUUUUCAAAAAGAGUACGAUAGGAUUCAUCAAACCGACAGAAGGUUUAUAUCUAACUUGACGAAUUUAAAUAUAUCAAAUCGAUCGUGUGUGUGUGUGUGUAUAUAUAUAUAUACAUAUUUUUUUUUGUUUUAUCACUCAUUCACCACGUUUGUUAGAUGCUCCGAUACAAAGAGAGAUUGUUUAGUAGUAAAUAUGUCUCUUGGUACACAAUCGGCGCCACCCAUAAGAACGCAACAAAAUAUUUGCGAAGAGGAUGGAACGCACGAUAUUACGCAGGACCAAGACCAAACGCAUGAAAAACAAAAGCCAUUUUAUCGUUAUAGCAAAUUAAUAGCUCUCUCUUGUUGUUGGCUAAUAUUUACUGUGAUAUUAAUGGUCAAGAACGAGAAAGUGGAAAAAAUGCAUCAGAUUUCCAUUCCCAGCAACGAAAUUCGACAUUAUAAAUUGCAAGGUUUGGUCGAAAGUAAACGGAUCAGCAUUAGAGUAGAAGGUUCGUUGCUGCCUCCAAUUAAAGAAGAUCUUAACUUAAAUUUAUCAAAUCAUCAUUUAACGAUAUGGUUGAGCUUAUCGAUCAACGAGUAUAAUGAUUCAACUGGUCUACAUGAAUGUAAUGUUCGUUCAGAGAAUAUAAGCGAUUAUUGGAUUUUACCUGUACUUCCAGAAAAUUUAAUGGAUUUGUUUCCUGAUCAAAAGCAUCAAAAAGUCUUUGAAUUAGAUAAUGUUGAUAAAGAAUUGGUAGAGAAUGCAAUAUCUAUAAAUUUACGUACAAAUUUAGAACAUAGUUUCCCACUUUCAAUUGCCUAUGAUUUAUCUUCGAUAAAUACGGACGAUGGUAUACCGUACGCUGCGGUCGUUUUAUUUGGUCUAUAUGUGUUGAUAGUAUUUGAGAUCGUCCACAGAGCUUUGGCUGCGAUGCUAGCAUCAACUAUGUCUGUGGCAAUAUUAGCUGCAUUUAAUGAGAGACCAAAUAUGACAGAAUUAAUUUCUUGGAUUGAUGUAGAUACAUUACUACUAUUAUUUUCCAUGAUGGUUCUUGUUGCUAUUGUCGCGGAAACAGGAAUAUUCGAUUGGUUAGCCGUUUAUGCUUACAGGAUAACUGGAGGUAAAUUAUGGCCAUUGGUGAAUACUUUAUGUUUCUUUACCACAUUUAUCUCAUCGUUUCUGGAUAAUGUUACAACAGUGUUAUUGAUGACUCCAGUUACGAUCAGACUCUGUGAAGUAAUGGAAUUAAAUCCAGUACCUAUAUUAACAGCAAUGGUAGUUUAUUCCAACAUAGGUGGUGCCAUUACACCAGUAGGUGACCCACCAAAUGUUAUCAUUGCCUCUAAUCGUGAUGUUAUUGAUGCUGGAGUAGAUUUCAGUACGUUUACAUUGCAUAUGAGCAUUGGUGUAAUACUAGUAUUGAUCGUAGUAUAUGCUCAAUUGCGUUUCAUUUUUCGUGAUAAAGCAGUUUUAAGUUUCGAUGAACCACAAGAUGUACAGGAACUUAGACAUGAGAUAGCAAUCUGGCAAAGAGCUGCGGCAAGCCUAUCGAGUUAUAGUAAAGAUGAAAAUUUAGUAAGAGAAACUCUAUUAAAGAAAGUACAACGCUUACUUACGCAACUUAAAAAAAAGCUGAUGACUGGUAGCGCUGCUUUUGAAAAGUAUAAAACUACGCUAGAAGAACUACAGGAAAAAUAUCCUAUAAGAGACAAGUGGUUGUUAGUCAAGUCAGGAUUUACACUAGUGUUCGUUAUUACGUUAUUCUUCCUUCAUAGUGUACCCGGUAUGAAUUUAUCAUUAGGCUGGACUGCAUUAUUAGGUGUACUUUUGUUACUAAUAUUAGCAGAUAGUGAAGAUUUGGAUGGACUAAUGGCUAGAGUCGAAUGGAGCACUUUGUUAUUCUUUGCUUCGUUGUUUAUACUUAUGGAAGCUUUGUCACGUUUGGGUCUUAUUGCCUGGAUAGGAAAGCAAACUGAAAAAAUUAUUCUAUCUGUUAACGAAGAAUCUCGUUUGGCCGUAGCUAUACUUUUAAUCUUGUGGGUAUCAGCAUUUGCAAGCGCAUUUGUUGAUAAUGUACCAUUGAGCACAAUGAUGGUAAGAAUUGCAAUAAACUUAGCUAAAAAUCAUGAACUUAGAUUACCUCUACAACCUUUAAUUUGGGCAUUAGCUUUUGGUGCUUGCAUGGGAGGAAAUGGAACUUUGAUUGGAGCUACUGCAAAUGUUGUCUGUGCAGGAGUAGCUGAACAGCAUGGAUAUAGAUUCACUUUUAUGCAAUUUUUAAAAGUUGGCUUUCCUGUGAUGAUUACAAGCACUAUGACAGUAACUAUGUACUUAAUGAUCUCUCAUGUUAUUUUUGCUUGGAAUGGAAUGUAGAUGUUCUCUUUGUAGAAGUACGAAGAACUAUAACUUUAAACUGUAAUUGUUCAUAAUUGUACUACUAUACGUACUACUUUAAUGUUUUAAUGUUUCUGUAACAAACGUUCGUUGCAUCAGGAUAUUCUUAAUGCAGAAAAUCAUAUACAAAAAAUAUAUGAAUAUAUUUAAUAAAAUCAAGAGAAAAUAAAUAUUUUAUAUAUUGAUAAUAA
This is a messenger RNA of Vespula pensylvanica (western yellowjacket), 3363 nucleotides long. RefSeq names its product P protein. Gene Ontology annotation, cellular component: membrane. Gene Ontology annotation, biological process: transmembrane transport. The transcript has 15 exons. The record is from RefSeq and is a predicted model, not a curated record. NCBI's taxonomy places the organism in Eukaryota, Metazoa, Arthropoda, Insecta, Hymenoptera, Vespidae. The coding region runs from base 593 to 3151 and encodes 852 amino acids.